Molecule: messenger RNA, 818 nt
Organism: Actinia tenebrosa (Australian red waratah sea anemone)
Lineage: Eukaryota; Metazoa; Cnidaria; Anthozoa; Actiniaria; Actiniidae
Product: ufm1-specific protease 2
Molecular function (GO): deUFMylase activity
Source: RefSeq, a predicted model, not a curated record
UUCUCUUGAAAGAAAAAUUAUUUUUCUAGCUGAAAUAUUUAAUGAAUAAUCCUAGUAUUUUAACCAACAUUCAUGAGUGUAUUGCUCUUCCACUUAGUUGUAAAGAAGUUGGUGUAGUUAAUGGUAAAUAUGGUUAUUAUCACUAUCUUGUGGAUGGUGUAAAUGAUAAGGGUUGGGGUUGCGGGUAUCGCAGUCUUCAAACACUAUGUUCCUGGGUGUGCUAUGCACUUGGUGAUCAGUCAAAGAACAGAACUCAUGCAGUGCCCACUCUGAGAGAAAUACAACAGAUUCUUGUGACAUUAGAAGACAAGCCCUCUUCUUUUCUUGGAUCAAAAGAAUGGAUUGGAACAUAUGAAGUCUUCCUUGUGAUGGAUCACCUUUACGAUGUCAGCAGUAAGAUACUGCAUGUUGAAUCUGGAUCUAAAGUUGCAGAGAAAGCCAAAGAAAUCUUGAACCAUUUUGUUAAGUUUGGAAGCCCGGUUAUGAUAGGAGGUGAUAAUGAUGCUUCUUCUAAGACUCUACUUGGAGUUUGUUGUACUGAACAAGGCGAAUAUUAUUUUCUUAUUGCUGAUCCUCAUUUUGUGGGAAAGGCAAAUAUUGAUGUUCUUACAAAAAAUGGUUGGCUGGAAUGGAAGAGAUUGGAAGACGUUUUCAUCGAGGGAUCUUUUUACAACUUUUGUCUUCCUCAACUAAGAUCUUCCUGAUUACGGCACCGUAGAGGAUGGAGAUAAUGACCAGUGGAGCUGCAUAAAGUAUGAUGAAUAACGCAAUAGUGUAGCUGUGUUCCAUUUUGCUGGCUCCGAGGUCGUGGAACACGG